CUAUUCCAUUCCCAUCAUUCGUGAUUCAAAAUGGCGGCGCCCACUAGCAGAUGACGGACGGAUGAAUGUUUACAAACUUUGUUGGACCGUGUUUAGUGAUCACACAGUUUUGAUGAUCUAGAUUUAACUGAGAGACGUAUAAGACAGGAUGGCGGGCCGAGGUCGGGGCAGAGGGGGCCACCGCGGACUGUCGUUCGACCCCGGCGCGUUAGGGUUUGGCAGAGGAGAGGGUCUCCCCCCUCCCACCCUGCAGCCACCGCCGAUCUAUCCCCCCCUGGAGUUCAAGCCUGUCCCCCUACAGGAAGGGGAGGAGGCUAACUACCUGCUGGCACUCAAACAGGAGUUCCGUGGAUCCAUGAGGGAGUCUCCGUACUUCAUCAAACCUCAGAGUGCCAAGAAAGAUAUUGAACGGUACUCAGACAAGUACCAGCUAAAUGGACAGAACAAAAGGCAGGGCCUCGGCUGGACACCAGAUUGGAACACUUUUCCCAAGGAGCUGAGAAUUAGAGAGAAGAAACCCAAGAGAUUAAAGCUCUCCGUAAAACCUUCAUUGUCAGGGACCAAGCUCAAGGUCAAAGGACAAAAAGGUGAUGCAAAGGAGGCAGAGAACAAAUUAAAGCAAAUCCUGCAGGCUGAGGAGGAUGGAGAGGAUGAUGAUGAUGAAGAUGAUGAGGAGGAGGAAAAGAAGAAGAAGGAGGCUGAGGGUGAGGAGGAGGAAGAGGAGGAGUUGUAUGAUGAGGAAGACAUCGAGGAGGGGACUGACUAUGCCUUGUCAUACUUUGACAAUGGAGAGGACUACCUGGAUGCUGAUGAUGAUGCUCUGGAAGAUGGUCCAGUAUAUUAACAACUGACUCCAGUGCAGAUAUGGGCACACGGUGUUGAUCGAAUUUUUGGGACAUAGAAAGGCCUUUGACUUUGUAUUGAGGUGAAGGUCUGAGAAUGACGGUUCUGAUUUGAGUUGUACAGAAUUUGACGACCAGAUAUGAAAGAAAAAGAACAAUGAAGUAAAAAAUGAUUCUGCAGCUGAUACAUGUACUGCUGUCUGAAGCAGUUUCUGAAGUAUUUAAUUUUGGACAUGUGGAUGCAACAUGUAUUUAUCACAGCUGCAUGGAGAAAUUCAGGGGAGCAGUUGCAGAAUGCAAUUUGCCAUCUUCUGCCUCUCAAAGACCAAAUAAAGCAUUUUGGCAAUGCCUUAAUUG
This is a messenger RNA of Branchiostoma floridae (Florida lancelet), 1199 nucleotides long. RefSeq names its product DNA-directed RNA polymerase III subunit RPC7-like. Bases 149 to 844 code for a protein of 231 amino acids. Gene Ontology annotation, cellular component: RNA polymerase III complex. The transcript has 7 exons. Gene Ontology annotation, biological process: transcription by RNA polymerase III. Lineage: Eukaryota; Metazoa; Chordata; Leptocardii; Amphioxiformes; Branchiostomatidae. The record is from RefSeq and is a predicted model, not a curated record.